Molecule: messenger RNA, 2592 nt
Organism: Bradysia coprophila
Lineage: Eukaryota; Metazoa; Arthropoda; Insecta; Diptera; Sciaridae
Gene: pad
Product: poils au dos
Biological process (GO): regulation of transcription by RNA polymerase II
Cellular component (GO): nucleus
Molecular function (GO): zinc ion binding; DNA-binding transcription factor activity, RNA polymerase II-specific
Source: RefSeq, a predicted model, not a curated record
AAAUCACAACCCAUUGAAAAACAGAUCUGUCAUCGGCCAUUUGUCGUGUUUGGAAAACAGCGUCAUAAAAACCCUUAAAAAUUGCAUAAUUGUUUGUGAAUUAAUAUCAAAAACAAUCAGUAAACGAAUGACUUUUGAAUGAAAAGUUUGAAUCCGCUGGGCGACUCUAAAUUUGGAGCCAGUUAAAUUUUCUCAUUGAUUUUUCCGCGCAAGAUGUGUCUCUGCUGUGGUCGUUCUGUGUUUUCACAUAUUGUGUGUUUGUGUGGAUGUUAUUGUGAUUUAUUGUGAAGUAAAGAAUUUUCAACACAAAUCGGAACUAAUGUUGUGCAUGGAUUGCCGAAACGGCAAUGUCGAAUCGAUGUAAAUUUAUCGGAUGUUCCCGACCGUUUUGAAUUUCAUUUUUUGUACUGAAUAAUGCUGGUACAGACCCGAUAAAACGAGAAAAAAGAGCCCACAGUGUCGAUCCGUUUGUUGUUGUGCAUUGGAUAAUAGCAAACCGAAUAGUGUUUAAUGUCUUGUGCGUAACUAAAAUUGACAAUGUCCGGAUAUCGUUGUGUGAACUACUAUGAACUAUGCCGCCUUUGUACGGCCAGUCAUGGAACGAAAACUCACAUAUUUUCGGAGGAAGGAAAGAAGAAGGAUCUCAUCGGAAAGAUUGCCGUUUGUUUACCGGUUGUUAUCGAUGCGGAAGACAAACUACCGAAAAUUCUCUGUGCUCAAUGUCUACAACAGGUCGAAACUAUCGCAAAAUUUCGUGAGACGUGCAUCAAUGCACAGACAAUGCUGGAGAGCUGCCUGAAUUCGUCAAAGUUAAGGAAUGGCGGGAAAGUUUACAUUAAGGAUGUUGCGGCCAAAAAAGCAGUUCCACUUAGUACAUCGAUCCCGGCGCCACCAUUGGUCAAAACAUCGUUGAUCGGCAGUACGAACAUAACGAAAACGCAAGUUGUACAGAACCCAGUUGUGACGCAGAGCAGUUCCACCGACUUUCUAAGCAGUAUCAUUCAGGCCGUCGGAAUUCAGAAUGUAGACGAUUCGAAUGACCAACAGCCACAACAGACUGCCGCACUAUCGACGCCUCAAUACACAAUCACGCUGGAUGGUCAAACCAUCAAAACCAAUCAAAUUCACUACAAAAUCGAACCGGCUAAGCCAGUAACGCAGGAUCAGCAACAGCAGACGUCACAGAGUUUCGGACAGUCGUUUAACAGUUCUACCGUCGACGAAUUUUUGAAGCUAAAAACGAACCCAAACAUCUCAGCCACCAUCAAGAAAAAGGAAGCGACCGGAGGUCAAAAGAAAAACUUCGAUUUAAUUCUAUCAUCGCCCCAGCAACAACCACAGCUACAACAACAACAACAGCAGCAACAGCAGCAACAGCAGCAACAGAAGACCCCGACCACAAUGAUUCAAACGAAUUCUGCACUGGCCACCACACCGAAAACGGUUUCACUGCAAGACCUGAAGUUUCUCUCGCCGAACAAGUGCUUCGUGCCGAUCACCAUCAAAGAUGCCGGCAACGAUCAACGACAAAUCGUCGCUCAAUUCGAUACGAAAAAUCUCGUACUGCCCACGGCAUACCUGCAAAUGAAAAUUCAGCCACAACAGCAGAUCGCGACCAUUGACGGCCAACACAUCGUACAGUUGACGGCGGCCAAUCUGCCCAACACCAUAUCCAUUUCACCGCAACAAAACCAGAGCAUUCAGGCACAAAUACGACAGCAAACGUCGAACGCACAGUUGAUCUCAAGCGCCGCAAGCACCCUAUCCACCAUAGCCAGUGACACGAAAUGCAUUUUCACCACGUCCAGCGGACAAAAUGUUACGAUCACACAUCAGCCGCUGCAAACCAUAUCGGGAAAUGCUCAGCAACAGCAACAGGAGCAAUCCAAUCAGUCAACGGUUCAGCAUCAAUUCGUUGCGCCAUUGCCACCGCUAACACCCGCAUCGAACACAACGAACUCCAUCGACACGUCGAUGGGAAAAAUUCAACUGACGACACUGCAGAACGUUUCCACCAACAACAUAACGCAUCCGCUGCCGCAAAAGUCGGGCAUAACCAUUCAGCGCAUCAAACAGGAGAACAAAAAACUGCCGACCACCAAAACGGUUACUAGUCCCACGGCAACGACGGCACUCGUUCAAGUGUCGUCCACCACAUCGACGCCGGCUACGAAAUCGACGACAACCACUACGACAACGGUCCGGAAAGCUAGCAACAAAUCAAACCAAAAUCAAGCGAGUGCAAACAAUGAGAAUAACAAGACCGGAUCCGGCAACGAAGCGGUGCCCACGUGUGAGGUGUGCGAAAAAGUGUUCAAACGGAAGGAGCAUUUGGCGCAGCAUAUGAAACUGCAUUUAGGUUUAAGGCCAUUCAAAUGCGAGGAAUUGAAUUGCAACAAAGCUUUUAGUCGUAAGGAGCAUCUGAUGAGGCACGUCAUCUCACACACCGGCAAGAAAAUGUUCAAUUGUGAAUUUUGUCACAAAUUAUUCUCAAGGAAAGACAACCUGAACAAGCAUCGAAGAUCUCACGAAACCAAACAACCCAGCAUUGUGUAUACCAUCACAAAAGUUGAAUAAGUAAACCAAAAAUGU